AAAAAUACAACAAUAACCAAAAUGUCUGACGCUGAAAUUACUUCAAACAAGAUUCGUGAACAAGUUGAAUUCUACUUUAGUGAUAGUAAUCUUCCAAAGGAUAAAUUUUUGAGAAGUCUCGUUGCUAACAAUCCUGAAGGAUAUGUUGAACUUAAGACUAUUGCUUCCUUUAAUAGAAUGAAACAAAUUUCUACUGAUAUGGAUCUUAUUGUUUCUGCUUUGAAGAAGAGUUCCAUGUUGGAAAUUGAUGCUGAAGGAAAGUUGGUUAGAAGAAUCACUGCUCUUCCAGAAGUUGAUACUAGCAAUGCUCGUACUUUAUAUGCUAAGGGAUUCCCACUCGAUGAAAGUGUUGCUAAUCUCGAUUCAAUCAAGGCUCUUUUUGAACCUUUUGGUAAAGUUGUCUGUGUUAGAGCCAGAAGAGAAAAGAAUGGUACAUUCAAGGGAUCUGCUUUCAUUGAAUUCGAUUCUGAAUCUACUGUUAAUGAAUUGGCUGGAAAGUCUGACUUCAAGUUUGGAGAAUCUGUUCUCCUCUUGGAAACCAAGCAACAACAUUUUGAUAGAAAGAGAAAGGAACGUGAAGAAAGUAAGCAAAAGAAGAAUCAAGAAAAGAAGCAAGAAGAUGUUUCUAAUAUGCAAACUGAAUUGAAGCAAAACUUUUUCUUGCACAUUCAAGGAAUUGAAGGUGACGAAAAGUUCGGAUUUGCUGAUUUCUCCAAGAAAUUGCCAUACAACAAGAAGAAUGGUUUGAAGUUUAUUGAUUUCCCACUCGAUGGUGAUAAGACCAAGGCUAUUCUUCGAUUGGAAUCAAAGGAAGUUUUCGAUUCUCUUAAACAACAAUUCGAUGAAGGAAAGAUUGAACUUCCAGGUAAAGCUGUUGCUUCGGAAAUGGCUCCAGAAGAUUUGGAAAAGUAUAUUGCUAAGACCUGUGAAGCUAAGUUUGCUGAAAGCAAUAAGAAUAAGAGAAAGGGCUUUGGUGGACGUGGUGGUAAGCCUCAUUGGAACAAGAAGAAGAAGACUAAGACUGAAUAAAUAUUCAGAGAACCAGCACUAAUUUAUUAUUCACCUCCUAGGAUAUUAGAGUCAGUUGCGAUAUUUUCUCAAGAUCAAGACGAUGAUGACCCAAGCACGAUAAUUCAACCAUAAUUUAAUAAUAUAUAAAUAUUUAAUAAUUAUUAUUU
Molecule: messenger RNA, 1178 nt
Organism: Naegleria gruberi
Lineage: Eukaryota; Heterolobosea; Eutetramitea; Acrasida; Naegleriidae
Product: sjogren syndrome antigen B-like protein
Exons: 2
Coding region: 22-1029 (335 amino acids)
Biological process (GO): RNA processing
Cellular component (GO): nucleus
Molecular function (GO): mRNA binding
Source: RefSeq, a predicted model, not a curated record